GCACACGGCCAGCCCGUCACGCGCCCGACGCCGCGCCCGUCACCGGCGAGACCGUCACACCGCGACGCCGGCCUACCGCUCGCCCGCCAGUGAUUGAUCAGUGAUAAUUACUCCCCGUCAGUGUGCUCGUUGGGGUCUCGGGCCUUACGCGCCGGUGGACCGAUCGAUACCGGGGAUACCCACCUCCUCGGAACCGACUCUCCUCGACGAGGGCGUACGAGUGGGGGAGCAAUAUGCGGGGGGGCGUGGCGCGAUGAGCUAGCGGUAUGGGGGGCGAGGGGGCGCGGCGCUGGCCCGCGGGCGACUCGCCCCCGCGCUCGGGGCACGAUGCGCCGCCGCCGCCGCCGCCGCACCUCGCCGCGGCCAGCGCCGCGCAGCUGCAGCGGGCGCACAGCAGAUCAAUGUCGUCGCUCCCGCCGGAGCCGUUUAUGAUGCUGCGCGCGAAGGCGCUGUGCAAGCGUGUGACCAUUAACGUGGGCGGCGUGCGGCACGAGGUGUUGUGGCGGACGCUGGAGCGCCUGCCGCACACGCGUCUCGGCCGUCUGCGCGACUGUAACACGCACGAGGCCAUCACCGAGCUCUGCGACGACUACUCGCUGCAGGACAACGAGUACUUCUUCGACAGGCACCCGAAAAGUUUUAGUUCAAUAUUAAAUUUUUAUCGGACUGGAAAGUUACAUUUAGUUGAUGAAAUGUGUGUGUUGGCGUUCAGUGAUGAUCUCGAGUACUGGGGGGUGGACGAACUGUAUCUGGAGUCGUGCUGCCAGCACAAGUACCACCAGAGGAAGGAGCACGUGCACGAAGAGAUGAGGAAGGAGGCGGAGAGCUUGAGGCAGAGAGAGGAGGAGGAGUUCGGGCAGGGCACCUGCGCCCAAUACCAGAAGUGGCUCUGGGACCUGCUCGAAAAACCCACCACGAGUAUAGCCGCCCGGGUGAUAGCGGUCAUCUCGAUCCUCUUCAUCGUGCUGUCCACGAUAGGGCUCACUCUCAACACGAUACCACAGAUGCAAGUGUACGACGAAAAAGGCGCGCCGAUGGACAAUCCGCAGCUGGCCAUGGUCGAGGCGGUGUGCAUCACGUGGUUCACCCUCGAGUAUGUGCUUCGGUUCAGUGCCUCGCCAGAUAAAUGGAAGUUUUUCAAGGGAGGACUCAAUGUCAUAGACUUGCUGGCUAUACUGCCCUAUUUCGUAUCUCUAUUCCUCCUCGAGACUAAUAAAAACGCGACGGACCAGUUUCAAGAUGUGCGCCGCGUGGUACAAAUUUUCCGUAUAAUGCGAAUAUUGCGUAUCCUUAAACUCGCCCGCCACUCCACCGGGCUGCAGUCUCUCGGCUUCACGCUCAGAAACUCUUACAAGGAGCUGGGGCUGCUCAUGUUGUUCCUGGCGAUGGGAGUGUUGAUAUUCUCCUCAUUGGCAUAUUUCGCUGAGAAGGAGGAGCCGGGAACUAAAUUUAUUUCCAUUCCGGAAACGUUCUGGUGGGCCGGCAUCACCAUGACCACAGUGGGAUACGGUGACAUUUACCCCACGACCCCGUUGGGCAAGGUCAUCGGCUCAGUUUGCUGUAUUUGCGGCGUGUUGGUAAUUGCGUUACCCAUUCCCAUUAUUGUCAACAAUUUCGCCGAGUUUUAUAAGAAUCAGAUGCGGCGCGAGAAAGCUCUGAAGCGGCGCGAGGCGCUGGAGCGCGCCAAGCGCGAGGGCUCCAUCGUGUCCUUCCACCACAUCAACCUGCGCGACGCCUUUGCUAAGAGUAUGGACCUCAUCGACGUCAUCGUCGACACAGGACAUAACCUGUCGCAAGCGGACGCCACUAGUCUGGAGGGCGAAGCGCCGGCCACUACGGGCUGCUACAAACAGUACGAACACGCCAUCGGCAAUAAGAUACCUCAAGGCCCCGAACCCAAUCAGUUUCAGACGAGUCCUAAGAAAGAUCGUCGCUUUUCUACGGAAGGCUCGGGCACUCCGGAGAAACGCUUGCUCAUUAACCCUGACCCGACGCCUGAAAAGAAGAUGGCUGACAAACAGCUUGACUUGGAUCAGCUGCCUUCUGAGUUUGAAUGUUGUUUUUGCACGUUCAAGGGGUACAAGGAGUUCAUAGACGCGGAGCAGCUGAUGCCCAUGCCGACGUCCGACCUGCGGCAGCCGGUGUGCGUGGAGCUGGCCUGCCUGCAGCGCCACCCCGCGCCCAAGGCCCUGCCCGAGGCCACCCCCAACAGCCUCGACAGCCCUGAUACAUUUGCAUCAUGCCUUACGCACCCUUUUCCUUCAGAGGGCGACAUCACGGGCGAGAACGACUCGUCAAACUUGUAUGUGAACCCAUUGGAUGGGAGCGGCGGGGGCGGCGCGGGUGUAGGUGGGGGGGAGGCGGGGGUUAACGGCGUGCGCAGGAGCGCCUCGGGGGACGUGUUGUGUGCGACAGAUUCCCAGGCCGAGCGGUCGCCGCGCGGCUCGCGGGGCACCCUGGCGGGGCCGGAGCCGCUGACGCCAGUGGACGCGUCGCGGACCAGCCUGCCCCAGACGACCGACCCCGCCGCCGACGACGCCAAGCCCAAACACAGGAAAGCGCGGUUCCAGCAGGAAUGGACGGAGGAGGAGAAGAGGCCACCGAGAGGGAUAGCCACGAGGAUAAUUAAUCACCAUAUUCUAUUUGGUAAGAACGGUAACAAGCGCGGUAGCGGAGGGUGGCCGGAAGACUCGCGCUCGCGUUCCAUACUCAAGAACAAAGAGUUCCGCGGCACGGACAGUGAGCUCCUCCUGCAGGACUCUACUUCACUUGGUGCCAAUGGGGACUCCGGCAGCGAGUCUUCACCGAUUCGUCUAAAAGACUUUAAGACGCAGAAUCACAAAGCUGCGACAGACCGAGGCCUCGUCUCCUAGACCUAGGACCUAGGUAGUAGGUACUACUACUAGCCCGCACUAGACCCCGCUCACGCCUGACCACUGCUGAGCUCCGCCACGCCCGUGUUAGAUGAGUACACCGACUCGAUUCAUAUUUAGAACGCAAUAAAAAAAGUAAUUUUUAACAUAUCAUUGGGCGAUUGUGACUGCUUAUUGAUAGUGAUUCAUUUGGUAGAUUUAUAAAUAUUGUAAAAAUAUAGUUAAUAUAAAUGACGUUCAUUCCAAUCGAAAAGUUGAAAAUAUCUAUUGUUAAGUUUUUUACGUGCAAUUAUUGAUUGCUAAUUAUAAUUUAAGCGAUAUAGUUUGUACAGCAUAGUCGAAGAAAAGAAGCAAUUAUUAAAAUUAAAAAGAUCUGAAAUUGUUAA
Messenger RNA from Aricia agestis (brown argus), 3259 nucleotides. It is a transcript of the gene Shab, whose product is annotated as potassium voltage-gated channel protein Shab. Gene Ontology annotation, cellular component: membrane; voltage-gated potassium channel complex. The transcript is spliced from 13 exons. Gene Ontology annotation, biological process: protein homooligomerization; potassium ion transmembrane transport. Lineage: Eukaryota; Metazoa; Arthropoda; Insecta; Lepidoptera; Lycaenidae. Bases 267 to 2873 code for a protein of 868 amino acids. Gene Ontology annotation, molecular function: protein binding; delayed rectifier potassium channel activity. The record is from RefSeq and is a predicted model, not a curated record.